This is a messenger RNA of Halteromyces radiatus, 1240 nucleotides long. RefSeq names its product Cut8 six-helix bundle-domain-containing protein. Gene Ontology annotation, biological process: proteasome localization; nuclear protein quality control by the ubiquitin-proteasome system. Bases 200 to 1099 code for a protein of 299 amino acids. Gene Ontology annotation, cellular component: nucleus. The record is from RefSeq and is a predicted model, not a curated record. The transcript has 4 exons. NCBI's taxonomy places the organism in Eukaryota, Fungi, Mucoromycota, Mucoromycetes, Mucorales, Cunninghamellaceae.
UUUUUUUUUUUGGUGACUUUUUUCAUUGCGUCUCCCUUUGAACUCCUUCUUUCUCUCUAGUUCUUUCUUUUUUUUCUUUUCUUUCAUUCAUUUUCUUCCCUGUUUUUUUCACAUAAAAAAUAUAGAUAUAUAGAUCUAUCUAUUUAUCUAUCUUGACUAUUACAUUAUCUCUCCUUAUUCAUUCGUUAUACAAAAUAAUAUGAUGGCUUGCAUGAAAGGUCGGAAACGUAGAUAUUCUGAAGACGAAGAAAUGGGAGAUGCAUUACCUAUUCUAUCACCCACUCGGUCCUUUGUAGUUAAACAUCAACAACGAAGUAAAAAUGACUGGAAACGUAAUAAAACUGGUCUUAAUAAAAGAACGUCAUCACCUCUCAACUUGAAAUUAGCUACCAUGGAAAAGGAUAAAUUAUUACAAAUACUUGCAUCUUUAUUAGAAUCACAGCCUGAACUCAAACAUGAUAUUAUGAAGUACAUCCCACCACCUACUAUUCCUUCUGCUAUCUCUGUUCUCACUGAUAUGGAAAAGAAAUUGGAAGCUAGUUUUCCCUAUAAUCGCAAUGGACCUCGACGAGAUCAAUAUACUUUUUCUCGAGUUAGAGAAUCUCUUUUGGACUUGAUUGAUACCAUUACGCAAUAUAGUCAUCAUUUUGUCUCCACUGCUAUUUUCCCUACAACUUGUUUUACAUUCUUGGAUCAAGUGACAUACUUUGCUCAUCGAUUACCUACUUGGGAUAAAGAUCAACACAAUCAACCACGACAGGAUUUAUACAAUGAUUUGGCCUUAUUUUGGAAACAAGCCGUACAAAUGACCUUUGAAAAAUUCUCACAAGAUGCAACUUUUCAUGCUGAUACCAUUGAUUCAUGGGCAAAAAGCUUAGCUCAUCACAAUACCUUAUCAAAUGGGUUAUUAAGUGAAGCUGUUUAUGAAUUCAAUCGUUGUCUUUUAUCAUCAUCAUCUACGUCUUUCAAUCAAUACGACACAACAACUAUUCUUUCUCCUUCUGCCUUUACAUCUCCUGGUGCAUGUCAUCCAUCUCCUGUUACUGCUUUGGAUAUGACUCCAUCUCCCGUAGUUGGUUAUGCUGAUCUUCGAAGAUAAAUCUCCCUCCUCCUUACCCAUUUGUUUUUUUUUUAUCAUCAUUUAAUUCUUAUAUUUUUUUUUUUAUUUUUUAUUAUCUUGUCUUUACCCACACUCCCUUUGUCUAUUUCUCUUAUGCACAUCUUUUUUUUUUUUUUUCUU